This is a messenger RNA of Fundulus heteroclitus (mummichog), 1503 nucleotides long. RefSeq lists its product as uncharacterized. The transcript has 7 exons. Gene Ontology annotation, molecular function: protein binding. The record is from RefSeq and is a predicted model, not a curated record. NCBI's taxonomy places the organism in Eukaryota, Metazoa, Chordata, Actinopteri, Cyprinodontiformes, Fundulidae. The coding region runs from base 132 to 1151 and encodes 339 amino acids.
GUGUGCUGUUUCCCAGUGCGGUGGACACGUUUGGCCCUGAUGCUAUCAAUAUAUAACCCGCAUUAUGCUCAAUGUGAUCACAGCACAAGCUGAAAGACGACCGAUGCUCCACUGAUUCUCCACGGUUUAUCAUGAGAGCUUUUUCUAUCUUCUUCUUUGUCCUGUUGCUCUGUAAUCUGUACAGGGCAGAAGAACACAGCCGUAAUGGUUUUAUUAAAGUGUAUGAGACUCGGGUGUCCAGGUCAGAGGGACAUCGAGAACAGCCGGAGCCUCAGCUAGACUUCUGGGAGGAGCUGAGAAACCUGCGGGAUUUGGUGGUGCUGCAAGGAGCAGAGCUGAGGCUCCUGUCAGCAAAACUGGCAGCAAGCGACAGUCUGCUGCACAUCCUGCAGGAGGAGAAUACAGUGAUGAAGGACAGGCUGACUGCAGCAGAGACUCAGAUUGGAGAGAUGCAGAAGGAGGCAGAAGCUGAAGCUGCAGAGCUCACAGGAACUCAGCAGAAACUCAACAUUGUACAGGAUAAGUUAUUAGUGAAUGUAGCUCAUGUGGAAGAGCUGCAGGAGAAACAAGAAGUGAUGAAGGACAGGCUGACUGCAGCAGAGACUCAGAUUGGAGAGAUGCAGAGGGAGGCAGAAGCUGAAGCUGCAGAGCUCACAGGAACUCAGCAGAAACUCAACAUUGUACAGGAGAAGUUAUUAGUGAAUGUAGCUCAUGUGGAAGAGCUGCAGGAGAAACAGGAAGUGAGCAAAGUGGCUUUUUCCACCUCUCUACUGCUGACCGGUGAAGGUAACACAUUCUACAAUGAGUUUACCACUCUCGUCUAUAAAAAUGUGUUUACCAACAUUGGAAACCACUACAGCCCAAUCACAGGUUACUUCACUGCACCAGUAAGGGGAGUGUAUUACUUCAGAUUCACAGGCCAUCUUUCUUCUGAUGCUGACUAUUUAGCGUUGAGACUUGUCAAGAAUGAAGAGCCCAUCGUUCGAGCAGGGGACCUGCCUACUGAGAACGAAUAUGAGGAUAAUGUGUCCAACGGAGCUGUGUUGCAGUUAGAGGUCAACGAUCUUGUUGCCAUACAGUUAGAUGGUCAAGUCUGGGAUGACAGUUAUCAUAGAACAACCUUCAGUGGUUUUCUUCUCUUUACCUUGUAGACGUUAAUCUGUAGAAAUAAUGAACAAUAUUAUAAAUCCCAAUCUGUUUAAUUUAUCACACAAAAAAUCCAGGCGUUUCAUUAUUUAAUUUUCCAAAGUUCUUUGUCAUUCACAUAUUUUACAAUGUGAAAUACAAUAGUCAAGUUGUGUUUGGGUCCAUAAACCUUUGAUAACGAUCAAAAAUCAAGGCCUACCAUUUUUUUGACAAACUUUAUGUUCAGUAAUUGUCCUACUUUAUAUUUGUUUUUCCAGCAUCUUUAUUGUGAUAUAAUUGCUGUUGUAUUAGAAUGUUGUUUAUUUAAUCUUUCUACAUGACUAAGCUAAAACUGAAUUGAACUGAAUAAACUUUUUU